CUUUGAUGUGUAGGGUGAAAUCAAAUCAUAACAUCACAGUUUCAAUGCAAUCGUUUUGUUUUUUUAAACCAUUGGUCAAUGGAAAGAGACACACUGCUGUUCUAAUAGGGCCUACUAACAUUAGUUAUGGAUAAAACAAAAGCUAAAACCAAGCGUUUAACUGGAGGAAACAAAGAAGGAGCUAAGAAGCGAUGCCAAACCAAAUCGAAUGCGAAAACUUGCCAACGUCCAAUGAAAUCUCGAAGAAUUAGUUCCCCUAGUAGUAGCAGCAGCAGCAGUUCAUCCUACUCAAGCGACAGUGAGACUGACUGUAGCUCUGAUAGUUACAGCUCCAGUGACUCUUUUUGUACCACCUGCUCCAGUGAUUGUGACUGCUCUCACUGUAUGACUCCAAGUGACAGUUCAUCUUAUACCUCAUCAAGUUACUCAUCCGAUACAUCUUCCUCUGAUGAUGACCACUGCUGUAAACGAAACUGCAAGCAUCCUAAAAGGAAAACAGUGAGCAAGGAUGCCUGCGGAAAAUCUAAAUGUAUCACUCCAAAGAAAGUCAAAAAGACAACAAAGAAAUGUGCGGCACCUCCUAAGGCUGGUCGCAAGACAGCCAGCAGAAAACCAGCCAAGACGACCAAAAAGAAAUGCGGUGCUUCGAGAAAAUGAAGAGUAUUUUUCUUGCUUUACAUUUCAGUCGUUAGUUAAAAUGUUCUCUAGAUUUUUACUUAAAAAUUUGUUCUAAUGUUUAAUUGAUGUAUAUUUUGCUUUUGCAAAAAUAAUGGACAAUUAAAAUGGAUGUGAAGAUUUGUACUUAUUUGUACAUUUAGCUAUUAAUGGCUUUAUACAAUUGUAUAUGCUAGAGAUAUUUUGCUUUUGUAUUUUGUCCACAACAUACACUCAAUGGAUCAGCAGAGAUAAAAUAGAUGUACAUCCGUACCUUUGUACACAUAUUUACACAUUUAUUAGCUUUACAUAACUUAAAGAAAAUUUU
Molecule: messenger RNA, 982 nt
Organism: Biomphalaria glabrata
Lineage: Eukaryota; Metazoa; Mollusca; Gastropoda; Planorbidae
Exons: 4
Coding region: 127-657 (176 amino acids)
Source: RefSeq, a predicted model, not a curated record